Messenger RNA from Etheostoma cragini (Arkansas darter), 2245 nucleotides. It is a transcript of the gene nkain2, whose product is annotated as sodium/potassium transporting ATPase interacting 2. Gene Ontology annotation, biological process: regulation of sodium ion transport. The transcript is spliced from 7 exons. The record is from RefSeq and is a predicted model, not a curated record. Bases 1461 to 2087 code for a protein of 208 amino acids. NCBI's taxonomy places the organism in Eukaryota, Metazoa, Chordata, Actinopteri, Perciformes, Percidae.
GCAUGCAAGAGACGCUCCACGCGGCUGUCUCUCUCGGUCCGUUGGUCCAUCCCGGUUCCCAUUGUCUCCCUUCUUCACUCCUUGAAGACAACCCCGAGACGAAAAAACUAAACUCAGCCGUUAUUCCGCUCAUACCGCCUCGUGUAUGUUACGUUUGGAGACUUUACUCGACCUGAAAUCUCACCCUGUCCCUCUCCAUCCGAAAUAUGGACAUGCUUUUCUGUCUUUAUUUUUAUUUUUUAAAUGUUUUACCGUUAGAGAUGUAUUCGCUGUAACGGGAGGAGGCAGUGAAUGAACCGACCAACGACUGACACAACGUCGGUUGUUUUGUGGAGCUGAAAGGGGGAUGAACCGGAGGAUGAGGACUUGUUAGCCAGCAGAGACGCCGACAACAGCUUCCAGUGGCUGGGUGACAUAUCCCAACAUCCUAGGAACAACUGGACCCAUCAUCAAGUGGAUAAAACACCACAUUCAGGGGAAAAAGGCAAAGAGAGCCUACUGGAUUACUACCGCAGGUUUGGGGAUAAACAACAACACGGUGUUUUUGUUACGGUGUGAAUGAAAGGAUACUUCCCCUGAGAGGAGAGGAGAGGAGAGGAGAGCAGAAGAGAGGAGAGGAGAGGAGAGGAGAGGAGGCAGGGACCACUUUCACUUGUUUUCUCCACCCUGAAACAAAUUAGGCUGUUUCAAUCAGCCACAUCUAGGUGGCGCGUAAUCGGAUUAUUAGACAAAAGAGCAUUUAAUCUGGGGAAUACAUCCAUCUAAUCUCCCUGUCUCUGUCAGAGUUUACAGUCAUCAGUGUUAAGUGGCUACUGUACGGUGCUAAUUUUGUGACAAGGAUGCGACUAAUCCACGUGAUUGGAGACUUUCUAGUCCAGUGCAAGCUGGCUGGUGAAGUAGUCCCUGUGUGGACAUAAUUGGAGAUUUACAGUAAAUUUUUUUCCGCCCAUUGGUCACGAUAGUUUUGUGUAAAGAGACCCACAUUAUCAGCAAUCUGACUUUUUUUUUGACCCAUCAAUCAAAAUGCACCACACCAGCUGAUUUAUCAGACUACCAAACUGCCUUCAGUUGCAGAGGCUUGCCAAAAGUGUUCCUACAGAACAAAGCUCCGUGGACACAUCAAGAAAUAAUUGUGGACUUGAAUCGUCCCCUACGGCCCACCUUCCAUCUUGAUCCCUGGCCCCAUGUAUGUUGGAAAUCCAGGGGACCACGUUUCAGGCUGUUUACCUGUCAGCAACCCGGCCAUUUGAAUGAAGUAGUAGCCUUUUUAUUCCCCUGAGCUCCAGCGAGUACAGGGGCUGCACUGUUCGCUGAGGCCGAGCCGGCGAGAGCCUCUACCUGGGCUGCCAGCCAGACAGCCCUCCAGGGGGAUUUUAGAUUUUGAAGGUCCAGCUGGAGGAUUUGGAAGUUUCACCCAGAGUUUCUUCUCCACGUGGAUCACCGGAGAGAAGGAGGACACCAUGGGGUGCUGUAGUGGCAGGUGUACCUUGGCCUUUAUCUGUGGCAUACAGCUGGUCAGUGUGUUGGAGCGUCAGGUGAUAGAUUUCCUGGGCUACCAGUGGGCUCCCAUCAUGACCAACUUCCUCCACAUCAUCAUCGUCAUUCUGGGCCUGUUCGGCACGAUCCAGUUCAGGCCGAGAUAUGUCACGGGGUACGCAGCCUGGCUGGUCGUCUGGAUGACCUGGAAUGUUUUCAUCAUUUGUUUCUACCUGGAGGUUGGAGAUCUGUCCAGAGACUCUGACCUUGUCCUGACGUUCAACCUGUCCAUGCAUCGCUCCUGGUGGAUGGAGAACGGCCCGGGGUGCAGGGUGACACCCAUCACCCCUCCUCCCUCCUGGGCACCCGAGGACCACCGAUAUAUAUCUAUAUCCGGCUGUCUGAUGGAUUUCCAGUUCAUAGAGGUGGCUCACUCCUCGCUGCAGAUACUCUUUGCUUUGAUGGGGUUUAUCUACGCCUGCUAUGUUGUCAAGCUCAUUUCAGAAGAAGAGGAUAGCUUUGAUUUUAUAGGAGGGUUUGACUCAUACGGUUACCAGGGGCCUCAGAAGACCUCCCACCUUCAGCUACAGCCCAUGUACAUGUCAAAGUAAACCCAGGAGCUACUCGAGAAGCACUGCCUUACCAAUCGCAACUGCUUAACCUCCUGCUUUUAAUACUCCAACCGUCUUUUAAUAAAGAACAACCAAGACAAAGACAAGUAGACAGGAUACAGAAGACACUAACAUAUUCUGCCUUUCAACCUACAAAU